Molecule: messenger RNA, 6213 nt
Organism: Heterocephalus glaber (naked mole-rat)
Lineage: Eukaryota; Metazoa; Chordata; Mammalia; Rodentia; Bathyergidae
Source: RefSeq, a predicted model, not a curated record
AUGGGUCACAGUGCAGCCUGUCACCAUGGCUUUGUGGUUCUCAGGGCUGCUGUACAUUUAUUUACCAAAAAUUUAUCUCCUGACAAGAUAAAUCUAAGUACCCUUAAAGGAGAAGGUGAAUUGAAGAAUCUGGAGUUGGACGAAGAGGUGCUUCAGAAUAUGUUAGAUUUACCCACAUGGCUUGCUAUCAACAAAGUUUUUUGUAACAAAGCAUCCAUUAGGAUCCCAUGGACAAAACUGAAAACACAUCCUAUCUGUUUGUCUCUAGAUAAAGUAAUAAUGGAGAUGAGUACAUGUGAAGAACCUCGAGCUCCUAAUGGCCCAUCACCAAUUGCAACAGCUUCAGGACAAAGUGAAUAUGGCUUUGCUGAAAAAGUAGUUGAGGGAAUUACUGUUUCUGUAAAUUCUAUUGUCAUCAGAAUUGGAGCAAAAGCUUUCAAUGCGUCCUUUGAACUUUCUCAGCUGCGAAUCUAUAGUGUCAAUGCAAAGUGGGAGCAUGGAGAUUUAAGGUUUACUCGUAUUCAAGAUCCACAGAGAGGAGAAGUUUUGACAUUUAAAGAAAUAAAUUGGCAGAUGAUUCGAAUAGAGGCAGAUGCUACCCAAAGUUCACAUCUUGAAAUUAUGUGUGCUCCUGUUCGAUUAAUAACCAACCAGUCAAAAAUCCGAGUCACACUUAAAAGAAGAUUAAAAGACUGCAAUGUCAUAGCAACAAAGUUAGUUCUAAUAUUGGAUGAUUUAUUAUGGGUUUUAACGGAUUCACAGUUGAAAGCUAUGGUACAAUAUGCAAAAUCUCUUAGUGAAGCAAUAGAAAAAUCAACAGAACAAAGGAAGAGUAUGGCUCCUGAACCUAUACAGAGCUCCACAGUUACUCCAUCCACCCAGCAAGUGAAGACACCACAGACUUCAAAUGCUCCUGACCUGAAUGAUGCAAUUGUGAAACUAUUCAAUGACUUUGAUGUUAAAGAAACCUCCCAUCAUUUAGUGAUUUCUCAUCUAGAUCUACACAUAUGUGAUGAUAUUCAUGCAAAAGAAAAAGAGUCAAACAGACGUAUUACCGGAGGUGCUAUGCAACUCUCUUUUACAUACCUAACCAUAGAUUAUUAUCCUUAUCAUAAAGCAGGAGAUAGUUGUAAUCACUGGAUGUAUUUCAGUGAUGCAACCAAAACGAAGACUGGAUGGGCCAGUGAGUUGUUGCAUGAAUUUGAGUGCAACGUUGAGAUGCUUAAGCAGGCUGUGAAGGAUCAUCACGUGGGUUCACCUCCCACAUCCCCAACACACGCCUCUCCCCAGCACAUACAGACAGAGAAGGAUUCUGCUGUGAAAGGGACCUCCAGAAUGUCUGCAGUGUUGCCCCAGCAAUCCAAAGCUAAGCUGAUGUCAAGUUCUGUUGUGGUUAGACUUGCAGAUUUCAACGUGUACCAGGUCUCUACAGCAGAACAAUGUCAUUCUUCUCCCAAAAGUAUGAUUUCCUGCAAUAAAAAAUCACUGUAUCUUCCACAAGAAAUGUCAGCUGUCUAUGUAGAAUUCACAGAAUAUUACUAUCCAGAUGGAAAGGAUUUUCCAAUUCCAUCUCCCAACCUUUAUGGCCAGCUGAAUGCACUGCAGUUUACUGUGGAUGAAAGAAGCAUUCUGUGGUUAAAUCAGUUUGUGUUGGAUUUAAAACAGAGUCUUAAUCAGUUCAUGACUGUGUACAAAUUGAAUGACAAUUCAAAAUCUGAUGAGCAUGUUGAUAUUCGAGUUGAUGGCUUAAUGCUAAAGUUUGUCAUUCCUUCUGAAAUGAAAUCUGAAUGUCAUCAAGAUCAACCUCGUGCUGUUUCCAUUCAGAGUUCUGAAAUGAUUGCCACCAACACAAGGCACUGUCCAAACUGUCGACAUUCUGAUCUAGAAGCAUUGUUUCAACACUUCAAAGAUUGUGAUUUUUUUAGUAAAACAUACACUAACUUCCCUAAAUCUUGUGACAGUUUUAAUCUUCUGCAUCCAAUUUUCCAGAGACAUGCUCAUGAACAAGAUACCAAAAUGCAUGAAGUUUAUAAAGGAAAUAUUACUCCCAAAUUGAAUAAACACACCCUUAAGACUUCUGCUGCCACAGAUGUUUGGGCUGUGUAUUUUUCUCAGUUUUGGAUAGAUUAUGAAGGGAUGAAAAGUGGAAAAGGACGACCAAUAAGUUUUGUAGACUCUUUCCCUCUAUCUAUCUGGAUUUGUCAGCCAACAAGAUAUGCAGAGUCACAGAAAGAGCUGCAGACUUAUACUCAGGUAGCCAUAAAUACAUCCCAAAGUGAAUCUAGUGAUCUGGUUGGUCGACUGAAGCGGAAGAAGCUGCUAAAGGAGUAUUACAGCACAGAGUCCGAGCCUGUGGCAAAUGGUGGCCAGAAACCCUCAUCAGACCCAUCGCUAAGUGUUUCCUCUUCAUCAUUGGAUGCAGAUAUUCAUGUUCUGGUUCAUGUGCAUAAGCAUGUUAGUAUGCAGAUCAAUCACUACCAGUAUCUGCUUCUACUUUUCCUACAUGAGUCACUUAUUUUGCUUGCAGACAACUUAAGGAAAGAUGUAGAAGCUGUGACUGGCAACCCUGCUACUCAGACAUCUGUUUGCAUUGGACUCCUACUCAGAAGUGCAGAACUGGCUCUUCUGCUGCAUCCAGUGGAUCAACCAAAUCCUCUUAAGUCUCCUGUUUCUGACAGUGUGAGCCUGAUGGUUCCUGAGGAUUUGCCACCAGAAAAUGGAGAAUUUUUGUCUUCAAAAAGAAAGCAAGUUAGUAGUGGUAUAAAUCAAAUAAGUGUCGGUGUUAAUCACAUGUCAGACAAUAGAUCUAUGAGUGUUGACCUUAGCCAUGUCCCUUUAAAGGACCCUUUGCUUUUUAAAUCAGCUAGUGAUACAAAUCUGCAAAAAGGUACUUUUCUAGACUGUUUAUCAGAUAAGCAUUUAGGGAAAAUAAGCGAAGAUGAAAAUAGUGGACUAGUUUACAAAGGCGGGUCAGGAGCAAUUGGAUCAGAAGUAAAUGACAGAAAACAUUCAUCUUGUACAGAUUCAAAUCAUGUCUUAAACCACCAAGAAGACUCAAGUAGGCUGUCAUUUGAUAAUGAUGGUAAUCAAAACAUUCUUUCAAAUAGUUUAACUAAUAAAGGAAAUGAAACCACGGAGUCACUCUUUAAGCCUGAAGAUCUGCUUCUAGAUGCAGCUUCAUCCCCUGACAACCCAGAAAUCAGUAAAGAAGAGGCAUCCGCAGUGAGAACACUUAAAUCACAGUCAUCUUUAAGUGGGAAGCCUAAGGAACGUUGCCCACCCAACCUGCCUCCACUCAGUGUUUCUUAUAAGAACAUGAAAAGAAGCCCCUCACAAAUCUCCUUGGAUACCAUUUCCCUUGACAGCGUGAUAUUGGAAGAGCAGUUGUUGGAAAGUGAUGGAAGCGAUAGUCAUGUAUUUUUGGAAAAAGAAAUUAAAAAGGACUCUACCAAUCACCAGAGCCCAGCAGAGAGUGUGAGCACCAGUGCAAAUCUGCAGAAAUACGGUGAAUCCUCUCCAGAUGCCAUUAGUACGAAUUCAGAGGGUGCUCAAGAAAACCACGAUGACCUGAUGUCAGUCGUGGUGUUUAAAAUUACUGGUGUUAAUGGAGAAAUUGAUAUCCGAGGAGAAGAUACAGAAAUCUGUCUUCAAGUGAACCAGGUGACACCAGAUCAGUUAGGCAAUAUCAGUCUUCGGCAUUAUCUUUGUAAUCGUCCAGUUGGUUUUGAUCGGAAAUCUGUAAUUCAUUCCAAAUCUUCUCCUGAGAUUCUGCUGAGGUUUGAAAGUGGGCCUAGUGCUGUUAUACACUCUUUGCUUGCAGAAAAAAAUGGAUUUCUACAAUGCCAUAUAGAAAAUUUUAGUACUGAGUUUCUUACAUCUUCUCUUAUGAAUAUUCAACAUUUUCUGGAAGAUGAAACUGUUGCAACAGUAAUGCCAAUGAAGAUACAAGUUUCUAACACAAAAAUAAAUUUAAAAGAUGACAGCCCUCGGAGUGGUACAGUAUCCCUUGAACCAACUCCUGUAACUGUGCAUAUUGAUCGUCUUGUUGUAGAGAGAAAUGAUGAUGGCUCAUUUCGUAUCAGAGAUUCGCAUGUGCUUAACGCUGAAAAUCAUUCGAGAGAAAAUGUCCGAAGUGAUUCCGCGCUGUCGACCAGUGGGCAGUGUGAACGGAAGAAACAGCACGGUGUUGAGCGAGCAACUCAGACGAGCCCAGAGGCCCUGUGGCCGGCUCCAUCAGUUCACUUGCCUGAGUGCUCCUCUGACGUUUCGAGGGAACAGCUCAUGGAAGAGAAUGAAUCUCUUAAACAGGAACUAGCUAAGGCUAAAAUGGCUCUUGCAGAGUAUCACUUGGAAAAAGAUGCACUUCUUCAUCAAAUAAAGAAGAUGACAGGUGAAUAACAAGAGUGAUUAUCAGAACUCCAAUUAUAGAUCAGGAGGAGGAGGGUAUAUUUAUGAUGUACGUGUUACCAGUGAGUGGAAGACUUUCCUUUUCAGGAAAUUACCAUGACAUGGAAUGUGGUGAAGUAGUGACUUUUCUACUAAAGCCAGUUUGGAAAGUAUUAGGUACGAACAUUACAAUCUUUAGUUAUUUUGUGUUUUGGGAUUCUACCCUUUUUUAAACUGGUGUGAUUUGGGGAAGUCAGCACAUACUGUAAAAUAGUUACAUGCUUAAUGAUAACCAGAUGUCAUUUCCUAAUUUUUAUAAUCUCAUUAUAAGAAUUUUUUUAAAGAAAAAGAAAACCUGUUGUGUUCACAUGAAUUACUGAAUUUAUUUCUCACUAUUUGUUAAUAAUUUACUAUUUACAAAGAUUCAAAUGCUUUUAGGGAUAAUGUAAAAUAAAAGGAAGCUUACAUUUUAAAUGUUAUUAAAAUUAUGUAUUUAAAUCUAUAAGUAUUUAAUCACUGUAAAAAGUCCAAUCAAAUUAAUAAAUUGCAUAAUUAAUAAGUUUAAGAACUCUGAAAAAACUUUCACCCUGGUGAACUUAUUAAAGUAACUUGAAAAUGUGAAAAAAGUCACUUUCGAUAAUGGGUAAGCUAUGUAAGUGGGAGCUAUAAUUUUCAGUAAAAAGAUGGUACAAAUGUAAAAAUAAAAAGCACAAAUAUUAGUGUAGUCAAGUGAUUUAAAAAGCAUUACUUGUACAUUCCUUUAAACAUUUAUUGUUAAAGUAAAAUUUAACUGUCAUUCUAAAUUUGGCAGCAUUUGUAAUUAUAAAAAUUUUAAUUAGUACUAUUUGUAUUAUUUCUUUACCUUUAUCAUUCCUCUUUAAGAAGAAUGUUUUUUGGGGAAUUUACCUUUCACACACUUAAAAUAACUUCAUACCAUUCCUGUAGUAUCAUAUUAGAUAGGUGUUUGCACAUACUGAAUUUAUAAAGCUAGUUUUGAUUAAAGCUCUACGUGAUUGAUAUAUAUAUACAAUAUAUAUACAUAUAUAUAUAGUCUUCUAUGAUAAGAGUUAUUGUUAAAUAUUGAAUUCUAUUUUCUAGGAAUUAAGGUUGAAAACAACAUGAGAGAAUCAUGCUUUAUGAAAUAAAAGUAUAUGAGUGUUUAAAAACAGGCUUUAAAGAUUUAAAAUAUAUUUCUGAUAGAAUUAAACUAAGUGGUAUCUAUUUUAAAAUUCACAUUCUUGAACAUAAAUAUAUCCAAGUUAGAACAUGAAACAGCUGGACUAUUUUUUUUUCAACGAUACUUGAAAAUUCUGAACCAUGUUGCCACACUUUAUGGUGCUUCACUGUUUGGCAUGACUUAUGAAGCUGUCCCUGUACUGAGUGCUUGGGGGGAAAUACAUAUCUUGUUUACAUUAAGUGUUAGAGUGUUAGGUUUUGUUGAAAACAGUUCUGGCCUUUUUUUCUCCUACAUCAUCCAUUGACAUUGACAUUACUUAAAAAUACAGGAACUCUUGGAGGAGCUGAGGAUACAGGCAAGAAGAAAUUAAAUUGUCAUUAUUUUACCACAGAGUAUUUUAAAAAUCAUGUGAAACUAUGCUUACCUAAAACUGUAUGUUACCUGAAGGUUAAACACAGAGGUCUAAUUAAAGAUUUAAAGUGUAUAGCUUACAUUUUUAAGUAGACAACUUUUGAUUUGUCGGUAUAGACUUAGCAAAAGCAGUCGCUAUUAUAGAAAAGAAGGAUUGAUGGGACAUUAACUUCUUCUGAGCUGAUAAUGUUUCUAUUGCCUUGUUCUAUAUAAAUUAAAAUUUUUUCUGUGGUAUAUUA